Messenger RNA from Elaeis guineensis (African oil palm), 1247 nucleotides. RefSeq names its product 18.8 kDa class II heat shock protein. The record is from RefSeq and is a predicted model, not a curated record. NCBI's taxonomy places the organism in Eukaryota, Viridiplantae, Streptophyta, Magnoliopsida, Arecales, Arecaceae.
GCAUACCCUUCUCUCUUCCGAAGGAACUAGCUCAAAUAGGAGGGACGCAGAGUAAGCCGGAUCCUGUAGCCAUAGGAGAGAUGGAGCACGAGAUCGCUAGGAGAAGGAUAAGCCGGAUCCUGGACCACGUGGCCGGACCCGGUGAGGUGUCGCCGCCCAAUCCCCACCUCUUUCCCAUGAAUUGCAGUAGCACUCUCAGCACUAUAAUACCACGGUGUGAUAAUAGAUUGCUUUUUGCACGCCAAGGGUCUGUCUCUCAAGGUUAUUUCAUGCAACAAGUUUCUACCAGACAGAAUUUUGGGCCUGGUAUUUCUUCUCAGCAGAAUUCCUGUCCUGCCAAGGGAGAAUCUUCUUGCCAGCCUUUCAGAAAGCCGAUGUUCUCUAGACCGGUUCAGACAGAAUCCACCUUAUCGAUAUCAAGAGAUAAUUAUUCUGUGAAACAAGAUUUGACGCUAUCUUCUAAUGACCAUCCCAAAUUUGCGAGACCAGGUAGUGGAAAGAUUAAGAAACCGCAGCUUUUAUGCAGCAGGACAAGACAAACUUCUAUUUCUAAUGGGAUGGAGUGGUCACCUCGAAUGGAUGUUGCAGAGUCGGGGGCAAAUUAUGUUGUGACGGUCGAGCUUCCAGGUGUCAACCUCAUUGACAUGGGAGUGGAGGUGGAUAACCAAAGCCUGACCAUAAUAGGUAAACGGUCAACUCAGCAGCAUAGAAUGCCCAAUUGUGCUGGAAACUCAAACCCUGUUUAUCACCAGAGGGAGAUCUUGCAGGGGCCAUUCCGAGUCGUUUGGCCUCUUCCAAUUGAUGUGAACAAGGAUAGUGUCUCAGCUGAAUUUGUGGAUGGCUUUCUGCAAAUCACUCUCCCAAGACUCUGUGAAAGAUGAAGAACCAGUAUGCACAUGUGCACUGGCAAGAUCAAUGUAAGGACAGUAUAUUGUGUUCUUAUGUCCUUUCAAAAGCUUUUGGUAUGAGGGUUCAGAAACCAAGAAAAGGAAAUAUACAGGAUGGAAAUAAAAGCAUCAGGUGCAGUCACAUGGCUAUGGUGGUUGCUGCUUUAAUCAGAGAGCAUCAAUUGAAAAAUCCAAUUCUUUUGCCAUGAACUGCAUGACUUGCUCAAUGGUAAUUAUGGCUCUGUAACUAGGAGGAUAUAAAAAGGUUAUAAGUAAUAUAAAUCCCUGCUUCCAAGUGAGACAUGUUUCUGUUAUUCUAAAACUAGCUCGUCAUUAAUCCAAAAUCAGAUAAUUUUUGAA